CCGCUUGUGGCGCGGCUCGGCUCGGCUCGCACGGCACAGCGCGGCUCGGCCCGCCCGGGCUCACCCUCGCCAUUGUCUGUCUGCGCGGCGGUCACUGCUGCGAGUGGCGGGCGGCGCGGCGGUUGGCCGCGAUGCUGAAGGGCUUCGCGCCCCCUCAGAGGCAGCAGCAAGAACGGGCUCUAGCCCCGGGGAGCAGUCACUCCGCCUGCUGAAGACUGAAACUUUGCGUCCCUGCCGCUCCCUCUCCUCACCCUUCCCGUCGCCGACCCGGCUCGCCCUUCUCCAUGCGCUGAGCGGCCGCGGGGCGCCCGCUCGGCCCCAUGGACGCCUUCAGCGCCGCUAAGGCCAAAAUGGGGGCGAAAAGCGGCGGCGAGGCGGCGGCGGCGGCGGGGCUGGUCGCGCCUCAGCCCGCCGCGCCGGCCCCCAGCCCCACCGGCCUCGGCUCGCCCGCCGCGCCCGAGCCCGCCGCCUACAAGCUAGAGGACCUGGAGACCCUGGCCACUGUGGGCACGGGCACCUUUGGGCGUGUUCAUCUGGUGAAGGAAAAAAUGGCCAAACGUUACUUUGCACUGAAAGUAAUGAGCAUUCCUGAUGUCAUUCGACUGAAGCAAGAACAACAUGUGCACAAUGAAAAGUCAGUCUUGAAAGAGGUCAACCACCCUUUUUUGAUCAGAUUAUUUUGGACCAACCAUGAUGAACGUUUUUUAUACAUGUUAAUGGAAUAUGUGCCAGGAGGAGAACUUUUUAGUUAUCUGCGCAACAUGGGGCGUUUCAACAACAGCACAGGACUGUUUUACUCAACAGAAAUUAUUUGUGCAAUAGAAUACUUGCACUCCAAAGAAAUAGUUUACAGAGACUUAAAACCUGAAAACAUAUUACUAGACAAAGAAGGACAUAUCAAGCUUACUGAUUUUGGAUUUGCUAAAAAGCUGGUGGAUAGGACAUGGACACUCUGUGGCACUCCUGAGUACCUUGCACCAGAAGUUAUACAAAGCAAAGGCCAUGGAAGAGCUGUGGAUUGGUGGGCCCUAGGAAUUCUUAUAUUUGAGAUGUUGUCAGGGUUUCCUCCAUUUUUUGAUGACAAUCCAUUUGGUAUAUAUCAGAAGAUUCUUGCUGGCAAAAUAGAUUUCCCGAGGCAUUUGGAUUUAUAUGUAAAAGACCUUAUUAAGAAGCUGCUUGUGGUUGACAGGACAAGACGAUUAGGAAAUAUGAAGAAUGGAGCAGAUGAUGUGAAGAGACAUCGAUGGUUCAGGUCUAUAGAUUGGGAUGCUGUUCCUCAAAGGAGACUGAAGCCUCCCAUAGUACCGAAAGUAUCCAACGAUGGGGAUACUUCCAAUUUUGAAGCUUAUCCUGAAGAUGACUGGAACAAGACGCCUCCAGUACCCCCUAAAGAUCUAGAAAUUUUCAAGAACUUCUGAAUGCGACAUCUACACUGGGCGAGAAAUUGGAAGGAAAUGGAAAUGCUAAGAGCAAGUCUGAAGAAAAAUAGAGUUCAUACAUAAAUGAAGACAUUCUUUGUGGAUAAGAAUGAAACCGCAUUCAGAUAUACAUAUUAGUAUGUAGUAAAUAUCUAAAGGGUUGGAGGCAGGCAAGAAUAAUUUUUUGCUGUAAACAUUUGACAUUAGUAAAUUGUAAUAUUGAUAGUCUACUCUGAAGUAGACUCACUAAAAUGGUAUAUUUUAGGAUUUUUUUUUUAACUUAUGGUUUGGUUAAGUUUCCUGCUGUUCCCAGAUCCUUUUUGCAUAGUUAACUCAUAGACUUAAUUUUAUAAGUUUAUACUAAACUUGUGUAAUUAAAAGCACAAAUUAGUAUAUAUGUAUAUAAUGAAUACAAUACAACUAAAGCACAGGAACUGUGCAAAGAUGUAAAUUUUUGUACUUUGAAGAGUCUAUGAUUUUUAUUUUUCAAAUAAUGUUUUUCAAGAAGUUCUCUAGGAAUAAAAAUCUUAAAAGGAUAAAUGAGUUUUUCAUCAUCUUAUAUGCAUUUUAUAAUUCUUUGUAAAAAAUAAAAAUAAUUAAGUUUUAAAGUAGAUUUGUACCUAAAACUUCCAAUGCCUCACAUUUGCAACCAUGGUACUUGAAAGCAGAAAGACAAGGGCAUGUUUUCUUGUUGAUUAAGAUGCGUCUUAAUGGCUAAUUUAUGAAGUUCUGUUACAGUGAUGUCUCUUUACAAACCAGGAUAGCGAGUGAUUAUACACUGUCUGAAAUGAGAUUCCUCACACAAAGGCUCUCUAUAAACAUUCAAUUCAGUGCAUACUGAUAAAAGGGCUCUAACUGGCUCUUAGAGAGUUCUCUCUCAAUCUUGCUGUCUUCUCCAAAUGUAAAGCAUGAGCCAUAACAGACUUUUUUCAUUAUUGAAAUUGUUGUUGUUGAAUGCUUGGCACCUCAGAAUAUCAGAGGGAAGUCUGAAUAUGUAUUAGAGCCUAAUUUUUCUGCUCCUGGAGAAGUCCUAAAGUCUCUGCUGCCAGGAAUUCCAUAUGUACAGAGUUCAAACCUUAGAUGUAAGGACUCUCUUUUUUCAUUCCGCACUAACAUCUUUCUAGCAGCUUGAGUACACUGUAUUUAGGAAGUAUUUGCAAUACUGCUUCAUUUUAAGUAGCACCGAAUAUCAGUAUGUGCAUAUGUAUGUAUCUAUGUAUAUGAAUACACAUAAACAUGAAGGUAGAUUGUAUACAAGUCAGAAUCUUUUUUUAGUUUUUUUCAUGUUACAUAUUGUGAUACUUGUGUUAAUAUAGGGGAAUUGAUUUUGAAGUGCUUCGAUUUCAAAAAGUAAAUACAUUCUUUGAGAUGUUGUGGUUUUAGAUAACUUUUUGUGGAAUUGUGAUAUUUAAACCAAUUUUUUUUUUAAAGCACAUCAGCUCACUGGAGUUCCACUACUAUGACUGAUGGCUCUACAUAAAACUGUUUAAGUAGAUCAUACAGUUAGUUUCUCCCACAAACUGCUCUCUACAUUUUUGAUCUGAAAUUCCAUAAGAAAUCUAGGCCAAAGAUUCAUUUUUCUGUACUAAAUCCUGAAUGCUUAUGAAGUAGACGUUCUGAAAUCGCUAAUGAAAUUGCCCUGUUUAUAAUUUUAUGACAGAUCUGCAGCUGUAUUCUCCUCGUGGAAAAGUGACCUCCAUUUUCUUUUGUUUAGCUCUAAAAUAGUACAGAAGUGCUGUUCAGAACUUGCGAUUUCUAGGGUAUUAGAUCUAUGUCUUCAUAAAGCAAGUCUAACUUUAAGAGAUUGCAUAACUCUUUGCAAAAAUACACUAUGUGUAACAAAAUCAGGAUACCUCAAAGUGGUAAUUCUGGAAUAUUGCAAAGUUGUCUUGGUGUUAUGCAAGUGCCACAAGUUGAUGGCCCCAGCUGCCACUCAGUACAUACUGUGUAGGAAUGUAUAAUGAAAUACAGGAAAAUCAUGGAAAAUGAUCACUUUAUCCUGGUAAAAAUACCUUAUUCUUUUGAAAAAAUGAAUCUGGUCCACUGUAUUUGUAUCUGUGGAGUUAGUUAUUCAUGUGGAAAAGCCGAAGCACAUAAAACACAACUUUGUUAAAGGAGAGCAAGCACAGUUCAAGGGGUUUUUUUUAAUGUGUAAGCUUACAGUAUUUUAUGGAAUCUGAGUACUACAAAACCAGUUUCUUAUUUAAAAAUGUACAUACUGCAACAAGCAAGUGUGCUAAAUAUUUUUUUUUUUCCAAAUUUAAAAGCUGCACUGUGUUUAAGUCUUCAGAGCUGAGGAAAUGAAGUGCAUUUGACUAAUGUGCCACAUUGGUGGUUAGAAGUUUUGAAUGCUUGAACAACAGGAGAUCGUGGAUUUUCUUUUUACAAAUCUUAUCCAUUGCUGGCAGUGGAUGCACAGACACUCGUUAUGAUAGAGACUAAAGAAACGAAUACAAUCUUAAUAAUGCUAAUCCAUUGACUUUACAUUGUUUCCAGAGCCAUGUGUACAUAUGCCUAACUACUGACCUCGUCAACAUGCUUUCUAGUACAAUAUUGCUUUCAAUUUUUUUUAAUUAAAAUCCUUAACUAAAAAAACUAAAACAUUUUUUAAGCAUUAUUUUAAGUGAUCACUUAUUUUCUCUACAAUCUUGAACUUAAUGAGCUGUUAUUACCUGCCCAUUUUAUUUAUUUGCACAAGUGAGUCUUUUAUUUUAAGUCUUUGCUGGGACUUCAUGGCCCACUAACAUAAUUCUGUCCAAGUGCUCACGCAGAAAUCCCCAGAUACAACUGCACUAAGGACUCAGGAUUUAUUGGGUUUUUUAAGGAGACCUAGAUCACAUUUUUGUUUUCUAUUCAAGUAUGGUAUUCUCUGAAAUUCAGUUUAUUAUGGUUGCUUCUGUUAACAUGUGGUUUUGCAUUCAGACUGUUGCAUAAGGACUGUUUUCUUGCAAGAGCCCACAGGCCUUUGGUAUUCUGCUUCGGUGAACAAGAAUGUUAAACAUUAAAAAACAACCUUUAUUUUUUAGUUUUUUAUAUAUAUAUAUUUUUAAUUGCCCAAUCUGAGGUUUUAAGUGAUAAACAUGCAUUGUAAACUCAAUUGCCUUGUAACCAAAUGAUAUGAAUGCUUCAUGAUUUCAGUGGAGAACAUGCUGUAGAUUUUCCUGUAAAUUAGCUUGAUCAAUGAAUAUGUGUGCUACUGAGCUUUAACUAAUGUGAUCUUCCACUGUAGAAAGUCAUUGUUAAUGGAUCGAAUAUAGGUACUAAACUAUGUUUAAAUGGAUGAACAGGGAUUUUGCAGUUUUGAAAGCAAUUAAGAUAUGGCUGUUCCUCAGCCCAUCUGCUUGCCAUUCAGAAGAGUUGUGAUGCAGUGCUUCCUAUGCUAUAGAAUUAUUUUUCAGCUUUCAAUGACUGUAGCAUGAUUCCUUUUUGUACUGUACUGUGUACAGACUUCCCAUGUUUUGCACUUUUCUAUGGCAAACCUUGACUGCUUUAUAAAUACUCUGUUGUGUAGUAAGUAGUGAUAGUGGUAGCAGGAGUUUGUGUACUGCAUAAUCAGUUUGAACUGCUAGAUUUGCGAGGUUAACUUGGACUAACGUUGUAUGUUGCUGGUUGCUUGUUGUAGCUCACAUGUAUAAGUACUGUUCAAAGUUAAAGUCAGCCCUCAUUGCACAAUGAAAAUCACUGUGAUCUGUACAUAAACCCUAGUAAAAUUUUAUGCUGUUUAAUUUAUGUAAUAUCUGUCAAAUCUGGAUUCAUUUAAUAAACCUUUAUAUCUUUUUAAAUGU
Grus americana (Whooping crane) is the source of this 5203-nucleotide messenger RNA. It is a transcript of the gene PRKX, whose product is annotated as protein kinase cAMP-dependent X-linked catalytic subunit. Gene Ontology annotation, molecular function: protein serine/threonine kinase activity; ATP binding. The coding region runs from base 321 to 1418 and encodes 365 amino acids. NCBI's taxonomy places the organism in Eukaryota, Metazoa, Chordata, Aves, Gruiformes, Gruidae. The record is from RefSeq and is a predicted model, not a curated record. Gene Ontology annotation, biological process: protein phosphorylation. The transcript is spliced from 9 exons.